Schistosoma spindalis is the source of this 1570-nucleotide messenger RNA. The record is from the annotation of a GenBank genome assembly. NCBI's taxonomy places the organism in Eukaryota, Metazoa, Platyhelminthes, Trematoda, Strigeidida, Schistosomatidae.
AUGACUACAAUCAACGUUUUUAGAUAUACCCUAAUCGUUGUAACUCUUCUUCUUACGUCGAACUCAACCAUGGCUUGGAAGUCGAGCGGUAGCACACAUACAGAACUUAUAAACAAUCUAUUCAGAAAUCGAGUAAUAUCAUCUGAGAUUGUCAGGAAUACUAUGCUUUCCGUGGAUCGUGGGUACUUCGCCAAAUCAAAUUCUUACGAAGACCGACCAUCUUCUAUCGGCUAUGCCGCGACUAUCAGUGCUCCUCAUAUGCAUGCUUAUGCUCUGGAAGCAUUAAGAGAUCAUCUCAAACCUGGUGCCCAUGCUUUAGAUGUUGGAUCAGGUAGUGGAUAUUUAACGGCGUGUAUGGCUCUGAUGGUAGGCCCUACAGGUGUUGCUGUAGGCAUAGAACAUAUUGAUGAGUUGACUAAAUUUUCUCUGUCAAAUGUUGAAAAUUGGUUUAAUCAUAGCCAAAAUGCCCGAUUAUCUGGAAUUGAAUUAGGAAAACAACUUAAACUUGUUACUGGUGAUGGUCGUGAAGGAUGGCCGUCAGAUGCACCUUAUGAUGCAAUUCACGUAGGUGCAGCGGCUCCAGUUAUUCCUAAUGCACUAAAAGAACAAUUGAAAAUUGGUGGUCGUUUAAUUUGUCCUGAAGGACCAGAAGGUGGAAAUCAAGCAUUAGUUCAAAUUGAUCGUUUGCAAGAUGGCUCCUUUCAAAGAAAAUCUUUAAUGGGUGUGAUUUAUGUUCCGUUAACCGAUAAAGAUCGACAAGUUGGACCGAGGCGGUGGCAUUAAAUCUCAUCAUUUUUCUUAACUACUGUUAUUAAUUUGUUUUGUUUUUUCGCUCACAGAGAUCAACCAAUCAUUAUCAUUUCAUCACCAACACAAUCAUCACCCAUGCAUAUUUCUUACCAUAAAAUAUUUACUGUAUUCUUAUGCUAUAUGAAUGUGAUUUCAUUGAUAAGGAGCACUGUUAAGUAAUUGACAGCUUCAAUAAUGAACACUAUUUGUUGUUUCUGUGUUAAAAUGUGAAAACCUAUUCUACUUUUUCUGGGGGGGGAGGUGAGAGAAACUAAACUAACAAAUCGUUUUUACUCAAUGUGCUUCUUUACAAGUUACUAUACCUCACCAUGAUUUCGGUCUGCAUUUAAAUCAUGUUUUCAUUAAUGAGAAUGAUUAUAUUAUUAUCAGUUCGAUCUCUAUUGUUUUCAUGUCCUCUCGGGGUUACCGCCUCCUCCCCCCAAUAUUCAUCUUACUUUUUUGUCUAUUGGCUAGUUAUUGCUACUAAUUAUCUUCAUAUUCAUGUAGUAAUUGAUUAAAUAUUUUUUUUACUGAAAAAACUUAUUAUAGAGACAUAAGAUGACUUAUUUAUAUAUACAUUAUCAUUUUGACAUUUUAUGAUGACAUAAAUUAUUUAUUUUAACCUGUCGCAUUAAUGAUGUGUUUUAUUUAUCUUUUCUGCAUUCUUUUCAUCGCUUCCAAGUCUAUCAUGAAAAUGUAUAUGUGUGUGCAUGCACGUUUUUAGAGGUUUGACAUAUGCUUUAUUAUACGCUUUGUAACCAAAAAAAUAGUUGAUAUGUCG